GGGUUUAUGAGCUGUACUGCUGUGUCCAGACACUGGGGGCGAUAGAAACCAUUGGCUUCACUCUUCAGGAGUACUGCGGCACACUUUAAUGUGUGUAGCGCUUUCCAAAAGAGAAGUGGUGGCUUUUGUUACUGGAUCGUGCUGGUCAGGGAAAGCUGACCAAUCAGAGACGCUGCUCCUGGUGAUGUUGAGCAACAUCACAUCACCUCACCGCAUCACGCUGGGAGACGCUUUCUGGAUCAUUCCAGCUCUGCAGUUCACCGAGGAGCCUCUCCUGUGUUUACCUGCUUGUGUGCCUCCUGAGAAGAUACCCUCAUAUAAAGGGAAAAUGUUUUGGAGUAAUACCGUCUCUACAAAUCUGGGAAGGUGUUCAGAAGUGGUUGCUGCAAAAGCCUCCGGGAUAUGGUCUUUUAUCACCACAGACAAGAAUGAACAACUGAUAAGAUCUACUCAGACGCUCCAUCACUAUGUGAACAGAUACUUCACAAUCACCAACACACUGCUGAACAUAAUCAAUACUCACUUUGGAGAAAGCUACUCCAGUGUCUCUGCAGAUGAAAGCAAAAGUAUUAAAGACAACUGUACCAUAGUAAGAGAUGCUAUGAGCAUGAUUCUUGAAGUUUCUAAAAGAAAGGAAAAGCAAAUCCUUAAGAUCAUUGAUCCUGGUGUUUAUGAUAAGAUUGCCUUCGCUGGGGUGUCACUGAAAGACAAGGCUGCAGUGAUAAGAGACUUCCAUGCAGACAAACUGGGAGUCUUUGGAAAUAUCUUUCUUCCACUCGUCGCUAUUCAGCUGGCAAAAAGUGACUUAGAGAAUGUAAUGCCUCCAACCGAGGAGCACGAUCUGCCUAUUCUGUCCUUAAAACUGGGAGAUCUAGUGAAGAGCAGCAAAAGCAUCACUAAGCUUCUGUGUGAACAAGAGAGCCGGCAAACAAACCUCAGUGAAGCCACACAGUUAGUGGAGGACGCCAUCUCUGUUCUGAAGCCACCCUGCGAUGCCUACAAUCACAUUGCUGGAGAAGUCGAAGCCUAUGUCAAAAUCAUAUCUGAAAAUAUCUAGAGCAGAAUCUUUUCUCAGAGAGGAUAGUAUUUAUCAGGGUUUGUGAAUUGCACGGUGUUCCUCAUCAUUAAUAUUUUAUGCCUUCUAUGCAUCCAAAAAAUGUGAGGCUACUUUAUUAUAGAGCGCAGAUCUAUCAGGAUUCAAAUGUUAUCUCGCGCUUGUUUAGUAGAAGCACAUGGACUGAAUUGUGUGCUGUGCAAAUUAUUAUUGAUUUGUGUGCUGUGCAAAUUAAAUAAAGAGAAAGCUUUUCAGGGUAUUUGAUUGCUGUUAUAACUCUAAAAUUACAGCUCACUUUGUUCACCAUUCAGUAAUCACAGGGGGUCCGUCGCUCCUGCACUAACUCACCACUAACAUCAUGCGUUUAACAUUACCAAUAAAACCUGU
This is a messenger RNA of Onychostoma macrolepis, 1441 nucleotides long. RefSeq names its product single-pass membrane and coiled-coil domain-containing protein 3-like. NCBI's taxonomy places the organism in Eukaryota, Metazoa, Chordata, Actinopteri, Cypriniformes, Cyprinidae. The transcript is spliced from 4 exons. The record is from RefSeq and is a predicted model, not a curated record. The coding region runs from base 89 to 1057 and encodes 322 amino acids.